Molecule: messenger RNA, 846 nt
Organism: Guyanagaster necrorhizus
Lineage: Eukaryota; Fungi; Basidiomycota; Agaricomycetes; Agaricales; Physalacriaceae
Exons: 1
Coding region: 254-682 (142 amino acids)
Source: RefSeq, a predicted model, not a curated record
GGUUUGUGCCCACCAAUCACUUGUACAUGAGAGACUGUAUGUCGAGCGUGACAUCGUACAGCAGAACUGUCGUUGAGGCGUCGCCAAGUGGAUGUAAAUGAGGCGAGAUACGGCACCUAGACCGUGCAAAGAUGAACACUCAUGGUCUAGGUCUGUAACGCUGCCGCCGGUACCGACCCUCCUUUUGCAUCCACGUCGCUGAGAAUGCCAUAAGGACAGUUCCAGCGAGAUUGUGCUCAACAAAGUGCCCGACAUGGACAAUAAGUUUGUCUUGUCAUUCGCGUUCUCUAGUCGACAAGUGUCCAACGCACUGUCUUCCUUCCUGGUCGGGUGGAUGCAGUUCUGCUUCGCAUGCCUAUCGGGUUCACAGCAACUCAACAGCCUUUUCAAUAAUCAUUUGAUGAGCAAACAUACUGUCUGUCGUGCCAGCCCAACAACUUCACCUUAUGCCCUUCCUACAAUUGAUAAACUACAAGUUCACAUCUUCGACAUACCUCCUCACAAGGCUCACCCGUCGAAUCUUUCAAACCUUUCGACAGACAACAAAUACCCUGCCUAUCCUGGACGUAUUACUUUGAAAUAUGUAAUCUUGGAUUACCUAUCAACAGCACAACUGGCCAUACCUCGAUGCCGUGCUCAUGCAAUAUCCUAUGAGGAGCGCCAUGCUACCAAACAAAAAUGACUCUCCUUAAAAGAUGAGCACAUUAAUUCACCAUUAGGAUUCUGAAAUCAAUGGAAAAUUAUUUGGCAAGUGACUCAAUAAGAUCCCAGAAACAACACUGAUAUUGAUAUCUGAUAGGUGAGGAUAUGCUACCAAAUACAUCUGCAAAGUUGAAAGGAAAGAGA